Messenger RNA from Adineta ricciae, 918 nucleotides. NCBI's taxonomy places the organism in Eukaryota, Metazoa, Rotifera, Eurotatoria, Adinetida, Adinetidae. The record is from the annotation of a GenBank genome assembly.
AUGAAGACACAGAAAUUGAAAUCGACUGUUUCUGCUGAUCGACUACCUCGAAAAUCAGCCGAUUAUCUAUUUCAACCGAUUACAUCCAUCGAUCAACGAAAAUCACCGUCGCCAUUUCAAACCGGUCUUCGGUAUCUCAAGCUGCUAAGUCAAUCAAAACGACAUAAUGGAAAUUCAAUCAAACCAUUCGGUCUCGAUCGACUCGAACGCACAUCCGCAUUUUCAACAAAUUACUAUGCACCUCUCUCUUCUCGUCUAACAAACAAAUCUACGCAAAUUGAUGUUCUCGAUGAAGUAUCGUUGAAAUCGACAGUGACGAGUUACUGUUCAUUGUUACCUUCCUAUGAAUUUAUCGUCACUACUGCUUCGAUUCUUCUCUUCAUUCUAUUCAUUUUUCAUUUACAAUUCAACCCAUAUCCAGUCCACUGCCUAUUACACAAGAAAUUCUGGUAUCCUAUAGACUUCAGCACCGGUUUUAAUUGUGAAAAUACCAAUGUUCAGAUCUAUUAUAUGGAAAUUCAUUCAAAAUUCUAUCAAUUAGAACUUCAGAAGAAUCCUCAUGCAAUGAACUGUCUAGGCUUUCAUAUUCUUUCUUGCUUACCUAUUGAUUACUCAUCAAUUCCUAAAGGACAAAUCAUUCGUCGAAAUGAUCAAUUCACGCACUAUUGUAAUCGCACUCAGAAAUUCAUCUGCCAAAACCAAUCGUUACAUAUUUUACCGUACGAAUCGAAAUGGAAAUUGAGAAACAGCGAGACCGAUACUUUGCCUCAUUGUUCGUGCUUAGAAAGAGCAAACCAAACACGAUGCUUUCAUUUCAAAAUUCGUGAACAAUGCGAUUUACAGAUACCUUGGAUUGAUGUUUGUGUGAAAUAUUCCGCAACACAAUCAACUUGUCAAGCAUAUGUGAAAAAAUUCUAA